AUGGACCGGUCGAUCAACUUCCGCGGCAUCGCCGGGAGCGCCGGCAACAUCAUGCAGGGAAUGGGGAAAUUCGUUUUCGGCAACGAGGGGAUCGAGUCAAAGGAAGAUAGCUACGUCGAGAGAUAUCUUGACCGGAUAAGCAAUGGCACGAUACCUGAUGACCGGAGGUCUGCCAUGACCGAGCUGCAGUCUCUCGUGGCAGAAAGCCGCUCGGCACAGAUGUCGUUUGGAGCAAUGGGUUUUCCUAUCCUCCUCAAUAUUUUGAAAGAAGACCGCGAGGAUGUAGAGCUUGUGAGAGGUGCCCUGGAGACCUUUGUGAGCGCAUUGACUCCUAUUGAGACGUCACAAGGGCCAAAGACUGAGGUUCAACCAGCAUCGGUGAACUCUGAUCUGCUGUCUCGAGAAACGGAGAAUAUUUCUCUUCUUUUGAGCUUAUUGUCAGAGGAAGACUUUUAUGUGAGAUACUACACAAUCCAGCUUCUAACAGCUCUACUUACAAACUCGCUGAAAAGGUUACAGGAAGCGAUUCUAUUGAUCCCUCGUGGUAUAACAGUUCUAAUGGACAUGCUUAUGGAUCGUGAGGUCAUAAGGAAUGAAGCACUGUUACUUCUUACUUAUUUGACUCGGGAUGCAGAGGAAAUUCAAAAAAUUGUUGUAUUUGAGGGUGUGUUUGAGAAGAUAUUUAGCAUUAUCAGAGAGGAGGGCCAUUCUGAUGGAGGUGUAGUUGUUCAGGAUUGCCUUGAACUGCUAAAUAAUUUAAUUCGACACAAUGCGUCAAAUCAGAUGCUUUUGAAAGAGACAAUGGGCUUUGACCCAUUGAUAUCAAUACUAAAGAUUAGGAGAGGCAGUGCAUUUAAUUUUACCCAACAGAAGACAGUAAAUCUCCUCGGCGCUUUAAAUACUGUGGAAUUGCUUUUGAUGGGGGGCCCAUCCGGUGAAGCAGGUAAAGAUGCUAACAAGAACGCAAAUCAAACUGCACUGGCUCAGAAAAAAAUUCUGGACCAUCUUCUUUUGUUGGGCGUUGAGAGUCAGUGGGCCCCUGUCGCUCUCCGCUGUAUGGCACUGCGAUGUAUUGGCAAUUUGGUGUUAAGAAAUCCUCAGAAUCUUGAUUCUCUUGCAAGAAAGCAAGUCGGAGAAGAGCCUCAUGUUCAACCUGCACUGAAUGCCAUCUUCUCUAUAAUCUUGCGGACCUCUAUAGCGCAGGAAUUUGUUGCUGCUGAUUAUGUAUUCAAGUGUUUCUGCGAGAGAAAUCCUAAUGGCCAGGCAUUAUUAGCAUCAACUAUUGCUCCACAUCCGAACCAAGGAGAUACGCAUGGACCUGCUAGUGACAUGCCUUUUGGAAGUGUACUUCUGCAAGCUCUGGUUUCAAGUGAUGUCAAUGCAGAUAUGGAGGUAUUGCAAAUUCAGCUUGAGACACCUACACCAUCCUUGGGGCGCACUGAACCGGUAUUGCAUCGUAUUGUCACGUGUUUGUCCAUUGCAGCUUCAACAGAUGGAGAAAACGACCAAAACAACCAACCAGAAGAACCGUACAUUCAACCUGUUAUUCUUCGGCUACUCAUCAUAUGGCUUGUUGAUUGUUCAAAUGCUGUCAACUGCCUUUUGGAAUCAGCAGUGCAUCUGAACUACAUAAUAGAGCUUGCUUCAAGUAAACGUUACACUGCUUGUGUUCGUGGACUUGCUGCUGUUGUUCUAGGUGCUUGCAUCCUGUACAAUGCUAGCCGUGAGAAGGGUCGUGAUGCCUUUGCUGUUGCAGAUGCUAUAAGUCAAAAGAUUGGCCUCACAACAUACUUCUUGAGGUUUGAUGAAUUGAGGAAAAGCUUGGCACAUCCGUUGUCAGAGCAGCAUCACCGCAUGGAGCUUUCCAGAUCAAGUGCGAAUAGCAUGUCAGAUUUCCAAGAGAUUGAAGAGGAUGAAACAAAUAAAGACGACCAACACCCUGUCCUCUCAGAAAUAUUUGAUUCACAGUUUGUUAAUUUUCUUAGUAAGCUUGAGGCUGAUAUUAGAGAAAACAUAAUGGAUAUAUUUAGUCGGACAAAAACUGCAACUGCAGUCCUUCCUACUGAAUUGGAGCAGAAGAACGGGGAGGUCGAUGGAGAGUAUAUCAAGCGACUAAAGUCAUUUGUAGAGAAACAGUGCAAUGAGAUGCAGGACUUACUGGCUCGAAAUGCAAUGUUAGCAGAAGAGUUAGUGAGAACUGGUGCUGGUACCACUACAGAUACUUCACAGAAACCGAGCAGUGGCCGAGAAAGGGUCCAGAUUGAAGCCCUCAGACAAGAACUGGAGGGAGCGAAACGACAGAUAGAGGCACUAAAAGCUGAAAAGUCCCAGAUUGAAGCUGAAGCUAACAACCAAAGAAACCUUUCAGUAAAACUGGAGUCUGAUCUCAAGAGCUUGUCAGAAGCUUACAACAGCAUAGAGCAGGCCAACUACUGCUUGGAUGCCGAGGUAAAAACCUUGCGGCAGGGAGGCAGCGUGCCGUAUCCUGACGUGGAAGCAAUAAAAGCGCAAGCCAAGGAAGAGGCUGAGAAGGACAGUGAGGCGGAACUGAAUGAUCUACUUGUCUGCCUCGGCCAGGAACAAACUAAGGUUGAGAAGCUGAGCACAAGGCUGGCAGAGCUCGGAGAAGAUGUGGAUACCCUUCUGCAAGGUAUUGGCGAUGACACUGCCAUUCAGGAUGAUGACGAUGACGAUGAAGAUGAAGAAGAGUAA
This is a messenger RNA of Miscanthus lutarioriparius, 2712 nucleotides long. NCBI's taxonomy places the organism in Eukaryota, Viridiplantae, Streptophyta, Magnoliopsida, Poales, Poaceae. The record is from the annotation of a GenBank genome assembly.